Molecule: messenger RNA, 1487 nt
Organism: Lactuca sativa (garden lettuce)
Lineage: Eukaryota; Viridiplantae; Streptophyta; Magnoliopsida; Asterales; Asteraceae
Source: RefSeq, a predicted model, not a curated record
AACCACCGAAAAUCGGAUCCAAUUUUAGGGAGCGAGAGUGUGCGUCAGUGUCAUCGGGUAUAGCUCUCAUUGUCAGUUCAGAUGGCAAAUUUGUUGAAGAUUGUGAAAUUUACUUGUUCCAAAACGCAAUUUCGUUCUCAAGAUUGAUUUGAAUGUAGUGAACAAGGCGUCAGGCCUUUUCAGAAUUCGCAUUCGCGAAGUCUUGUAGGUUUUAUGAUUUGAAGAUAGGCAAAGGUACCGAUUCUGUAUCUCCAUUCGCCUGCGUUCCAUGAAUUACUGAUUUACAACAAAUUGAAGUCAUCAACUCAAAGUGGUUCUGUUUGGAGAUUGAUUGAAUCAUGUUCAGGCAGUCACCACGUAGAAACGGACGUAACAAAGGGCUAAAAGUGAAACACGUUCUCCAGAUCUCAUUAUUGCUUGGUGUGAGUGUAUGGCUGCUUUACCAGGUCCACCAUUCAGACGACAAGACACCAUCAGUCCCAUCACAUAUCACAAACAAGCUACACAAUGUUGUUAACAAGGACAUGAUGAGAUUGGGUAGAAAAGAUCUUAAACCAAAAGUGAAGCAACCAACUGUUCUUCAAGACAAAAAGGAACCCGAAGAACAUCAAGUGGAUGAAAUCGGCAAUGAAACUGAACCUGAAGAUCUUGUUCAUGAUCAUGAGAGUGAAGAACAUGAAGACAUGAAGCAUGAGGAAGAUCGUGAGAAUGAAGAGGAGACUGCAGAAACAGAACAUGAGCUGAUAAAGAUUAAGAAGACUGAGUUGAACAAAGAAGAAGGAAAACAUAGUGAUGGCGGUGAAGAAAUCAAAGAAAAAGUGGACGAAAAGGCAAACAAUGAACAAAACAAAGUUAUUGUUCUUGAGAAGGAAGAUGAGAAAAAGAUGAAUUCAAGCAUGAAAGUUGAGAAUGUGUCAAGUGAAGUGGGACCCAGUGUGGAUCUUUCAUCACAGAAAGUGUCAAAGGAGGAAACUAUACAACAUAUGAACACAAGUCAAGAUUCGAAUUUGAUGCCUUCUGUUGACCUCAAGAAUGCAGUAUCAGUGAAUAGAAACUCAGAAGAUUCAAUGAAUUCGAAUGGGGAAGAUGAGAACCAAAAGGAACAGGAAUCAAAUGAGAAUGAGAAUGAGAAUAAUGAAGAGUCUGAAGUGAAAAAUGAGGAAGGUGGUGUUCUAGAAGAAGAGAAAGAAGCUCUUACAGACUUGGGAACAUUACCAGAGAGUGGAAUAGGAGGAAGCAGAAGCACUGAAAACACAGCUGCAGAGUAGAGUGAGUUUUUUACUUUUUUUUUUUUAAUUAAGUAUUUUCAGUUUUCUAUUCUUUAAGUUCUUAUAGAAAUAUGGAUGAUUUGGAGCCCUAUCGUUGGCCAAUUAUUGAAUAUGGAUCUAUCCCUAUCUCAAAGAUAUAAUGAUUCUGUGUUUGACAAGGUUUUCAUGAUACAACGUGGAACAGCAAUAUGUAGUUAUUAAAUUUUGAAAAAUUAAAUA